AUGAAUUUUAACGCACAUGAAUCGGAGCUCUUAAAAAAUACAAAAAAAUUAAUUCAAGAAACAUUACCAAAAUUUUUAAAAGCAUUUUCGCUAGAGGGUUCAAAUCCAUUGAGGGAUAUUACAUUUUUUGAAAAAUCACAUCUUAAUCAAUUCGUAUAUCCUAUAAUUGAUUCAGCACUAUGGAUUUUUGCUAAAAUUAAUUACAUAUAUAGAGAAAUACCUUUGAAAGAUCUUGAGUUCAAAAUACGAACCAAUGGAGUGGGAUUUCUAAACGAUGUUGUGAACUACCUGAUAGUUUGUGGCAGCAUGGCAGCAUUAUAUAAUAAUAUUAUUAUAGAAGAAGCUGAUGCACGCUGA
Molecule: messenger RNA, 357 nt
Organism: Funneliformis caledonium
Lineage: Eukaryota; Fungi; Glomeromycota; Glomeromycetes; Glomerales; Glomeraceae
Source: the annotation of a GenBank genome assembly